Messenger RNA from Triticum dicoccoides, 903 nucleotides. RefSeq names its product probable RNA-binding protein 18. Gene Ontology annotation, molecular function: RNA binding. NCBI's taxonomy places the organism in Eukaryota, Viridiplantae, Streptophyta, Magnoliopsida, Poales, Poaceae. The transcript is spliced from 5 exons. Bases 171 to 674 code for a protein of 167 amino acids. The record is from RefSeq and is a predicted model, not a curated record.
AACUGCUCCGGUCCGCCGCCGCCCUCCCGCCCCCGUGCUUCAUCGCUGCCCGAAUUAUUCGCCGGAGCAACGCGAUUCCUGCACGCUCUUAUUGCUCCCGCUCUUCCGAAGAUCCGUUUUCUGAAAUUGGCGCUGAAUCGUGUACACAACGAUUUCUUCUUCAAGUGGCAAUGGAUCCCAAGGGUCUUGACAGCGAUAAGUCUGCGAGUAGGCUCUAUGUGGGCAAUCUGGAUUUUAGGAUAUCAGAGUCUGACGUUAUCAAGAUGUUCUCCCCCUAUGGAAAGAUCAUAGCCGAGGAUUUCCUGUUGCAUACACGUGGCCCGAAGCGAGGCGAGCCUCGUGGUUAUGCCUUUGUUCAGUACACUACCAAAGAGGAAGCUCAGUUGGCAAAGGAAAAGAUGAAUGGCAAGUUGGUCUGUGGACGUCCUGUGGUGGUUCACCUAGCGAGUGAGAAGUGUUUCCUAGAUUCUGGUAAUUCACAAAGAGCGCUGAAAGACAAGAAACUGGCAGGUGGUUCGGGAAGCAAAUCAGCACAAACUGAUCGUGCUGCAAAGAUAUCUGCGAUAAAAAACAAGUUGAAGUCUCUGGAGAAUGAUGGCUGUAGCACAAAAAGACCAAGACUUAACCCUGAUGACUUGAAAAGCACCGGAGAACAAUCUGAUAGGAAGCUUUGAAGUGAACUUAGUCAGCUCAUUGUGAACAAUGCCCUAUCAUGCUGGUUGCAUAGCUGAUGUUUCUGCAGUUGUAAUACUCUAGCUUUAUCAAGUUAGACAAACUAAAGGUGUAACAUGACACAGUUCACCGGAUUUGUACAACAGUUUGCACCAAUGACCAUUGUCCAAGUAACAAUUAAGUCUUCAUGGAGAAACCAUUUUCCAAUCCAGUUCUCAUGCUGGUCUAUGA